AUGGUUAGUUCAGAAAACUUGGAAUACGCCAUUGAGCAGUUGAUGGACAUAUCUGCUAGGUUAGAAAAACUAGCUAACAACAAUGAGAAAAAACUGCAACCUCUGAAGCUUAAGAUCAAGAAAGCAAUUGAAAAGAAAGAUAAGGAAGAUAUCCUGAUCCAGGCAAGGAACAUGGUUCGUAGAAAGAAAGAAGAAGUCACGAAUUAUCGUCAAGUUUCUUGUCGUCUUGAUUCUUUGUAUGGCUUCCUUGAUGAGAAGCCGUGGCUAGAAAGUAUUUAUCACUCAAUUCGUACACUUCAUGAAUCUGUUGAUUCAUUCAUAACUACACGUAAUUUGCAAAAGAUGAUGGAAACAAUAGACCAAAUUGAGGAAAAGUAUCUCAAUGAGAAAAUUCUCGCCGAAUUUAAGAGCUGGGAAGCAAGUAAGGGUACACCAAUUUUGGUGUCCGAAGAUGAGGAGAUUAAUACUUUAAUCCAACAGGUGACUGAUGAGUGCGAGUUAGAUGCUGGAAGCCGGCCAUCAGAGUCAUCACGCGAUCUCACUCCAGAAGUAACCAGGGAGAAGAAGUGGCGUGUGAUCAUGUAG
Molecule: messenger RNA, 585 nt
Organism: Papaver somniferum (opium poppy)
Lineage: Eukaryota; Viridiplantae; Streptophyta; Magnoliopsida; Ranunculales; Papaveraceae
Product: ESCRT-related protein CHMP1A-like
Exons: 1
Coding region: 1-585 (194 amino acids)
Source: RefSeq, a predicted model, not a curated record